AAUAAUUAUUUUUCUACUUGUGUUUUGUAACAUUUGAACCUAAAAUUCUUUUUAUAUUUAUUUUCUAUCAAAUAAAUAUUAUUUUCGUGCCAUCUCCGUUCUUAUACUCAAUAAAGUCUCGAAAAUAUUAGACCCGACACGGCCCACUUAUAUACCGUGUUGUGUCUGUGCUCGUGCCUGUGCCCAUGAAAUUUAGGGCCGGCCCAUAAAUUAUUCAUGCUCGUACCAGGAUGGCCCAUUUAUUUCGUGCUCGUGCUCUAACCGUGUCGUACCGUGCUAGCCUGUGGACGGCACGGCCCGAUCCCACGUACAUGCACGAAUGAAGGACGGAAGCUAAGCUAGCUUCUUCGAACAGAAAAUCAGGCUUCUGCCAUAAUUCCCACCAGAGUGGUGUCUGGAUUUAGGUGGUAGGAUGUAGAUUGCUUGUUAGCUAGCACCUCUAUCUGAUUAUUUUUUGGGCAGCCUAACGUUUGCAAGCUACUUGUGGGCGUGGCUAAUAUAUAAGCAGGGAAUAUUAGCAUGGGAGAACCACAAUAAUAGGAAAAAAUAUCAUCAGCAAAGACAGAGUACUCAAGGCAAUUAGCUGAUCAAAGAAAGUAGCUAUGGAAGAUGUUGAGCUACCAAAGUUUGGGAGCACUCUCCCUGUGGCUAACGUCCAAGAACUGGCGAAGCAGCCGCUCGCAGACAUCCCUCCCCGCUACAUCCGCCCUGAUCAACAACCACCUCCAAACGCUGCUCUGCCCUUGGAAGAAGUCCCUGUCAUUGAUCUGCAGAAGCUCUUGUCAUCAUCAUCUCAUCAUCGUCAUGUUUCAGAGCUAGACAGGCUCCAUGACGCUUGCCAAAAUUGGGGUUUCUUCCAGUUGGUAAAUCAUGGAGUGAGCGAGGAGCUGGUGGAGAGGGUAAAGAAGGAGGUUGUGGAGUUCUUCAACCUCCCACUGGAGGAGAAGCAAAAGUACUCGCAGAAACAGGGAGACAUUGAAGGGUACGGGCAAGCCUUUGUGAAGUCCGAGGAACAAAAACUGGACUGGGCAGAUAUGUUCUUCGUCACCGCCCUCCCUAAACACCUCAGGAAACCUCAUCUCUUUCCCAAGCUGCCUCUUCCACUCAGGGAAACUUUAGAAGAAUAUUCAGCGGCACAGAAGGCCACGGCCAUGACAAUUCUCUACCAAACGGCGAAAGCUCUGAGGAUGGACGAGGACGACAUGACGGAGCUGUUCGAACAAGGGUUGCAGCAGUUUCGAAUGAACUACUAUCCUCCAUGUCCGCAGCCCGAGAUGGCGAUGGGCUUCAACCCUCACUCCGACGCCGUCGGCCUCACCAUCCUCCUCCAGAUCACCACCGACACACAAGGUUUGCAGAUCAAGAAAGACGGCAACUGGGUUCCCGUUGUGCCUCUCCCCAAUGCAUUCAUUGUCAACGUUGGCGACAUCUUGGAGAUAAUGAGCAAUGGAAUUUACAAGAGCAUCGAACAUCGAGCAACGGUCAACUCUGAGCGCGAAAGGAUUUCCUUGGCGACGUUCCUGAGCGCUAAGCUGGAUGGGGAGUUGGGUCCAGCGCCGAGCCUAAUUACGCCACAGAGCCCCCCUGAGUUCAGGAGGAUCAGCGUGGCAGAUUACUUCAAGGGUUACUUUGGGAAAGAGCUCGUCGGCAAAUCGUACAUGGAUGUCAUGAGGAUUCCCAAGCAUUAAAUUAAAAUCAAAGGUCAUGAUCAGAUGAAUAAAUUGAAGAGAGUCGAGUCGAGUGUUAGACUACUCUUUGGCUUGUAACUUUAUUCUAUGUGUGUUUGAUGUACGUACGAUUUAUUCGAGUUGUCCCAUACUGUUGUGGAAUGAUUGCUACGCGAAUUCCUAUUCCAUGCCUUCGAACGGAGCUAUUACGACAGUGCAAUAAUGUUAAAUGUACAAGUUUGUGGUUUGUCCGAUAAAAAUAUUUGUACGGAAGAAUAUAUCUACGGAUUGAAUGUGUAUCAUGCCCUUCAAACUAAGACCACUGUACCUUCUUUUAGGUUAUUGGACACAAGUACAACAAGCAUCCAGAUAUGCACCAUUCUUCGAUUGCAAAGGAGUCCCAACCAAGGAUGGGUUAGGGUCAUAACACCUAAUUUGAUGACUAGCAUUUUACUCCGCCAGUUAGCCGCAUAGUAGUCAAAUCCCGAUUUAAAUUCUAUUACCCUGCGAUUUUACUUUACCUAUUCUAAUACUGAUUUCACUAUAAAAUCUAUGGACCUUAAAAUCCUAUACUAUUCAUGAUUUAAAUCUUUGAGUAAAUUUUACUUAUUUUCCCCAAAAUUUGCAAAAUUACGCCUCUUUUCCUUUUCCUUCUCCUUCACCAACAUCAUCUAGUUCUCUCACACUAACCAUCAUCAAUUCAUAUCAACGUAUUAAUCAUCAUCGAUUCACCACCUCUUAAUUAACAAUAACCUUGAUAAAUUGGAACAUUAACCUUGAGAAAUUAUCAUUAUAAGUGUUAUUUGUUUUUGUGUUAUUCGUAAUUUUUCUUAUUAAUAUUAUUCCAUCUCAUUUUUAUAUGGACCUUAAAAUCCUACAAUUUUAACCCCAUUUUGAUUUUACGUAAAAUCCUGAUUUUGACUGCUUAGGUUGGCCAUAUGAAUUUUUUUACAAUGCAGUAUGUGUAAGUGUCAGUAUAAGUGUGAUCCAUGAUCUCAAUAAUUGCAUAUAGAUACCGGUGGUAAUUAUAUAAAUAUCACCACGUACAUUUACGAAUAAAAAUGUUAGCACGCUCAAUUCAAUAUGUGUUGAUAUUUGCUCCUCUAUUAGUAUAGUUGUCCAAUUGUUGUGCGAUUAUCUCAUUUUAUGUUGACAUGUAACCAUUAGCAACUCUUUGUUGGAUCCAUGUUGGAAAUUCGUCUUUUUUAUCAUUACUUAAAAUUCCCUUCAUUUAUAUAUCUUAUCACCAAUGUAGUCAAAAGCGAGUUUCUAGGUAGAAACGUUUUGAUGUUCUGAAAGUGUAAAAUCAUAAGUUUUUAAGUUUUAAAACGGAAUUUUUAUUUAUAUAAAUUAUAACAACUGAGAUUUUGUGUAGAAGCAUUUUAGUGACCUAGAAAGUAUAAAAUCGUAAGUUUUUAAAUUUUAAAGCGCGAUUUGACUACAUUACUUAUCACUAAUCAAUGGACCAUUGCUACAAUGUCGGUAUGUGUAAGUGUUAAUUAAUAUAAGUAUGACCCAUAAUCUCAAUAGUUUUUUUGGAUAAAAUCUUGAUAGUUGCAUACAUGUACUGGUGGUAGUUAUAUAAAUGUCAUUAUGUACGUUUACAAACGAAAUGUUAACCCGCUUGAUUACGUAUAUGUUGAUUACGGGAACGGAUCAGGUUUGAAACUCUAUGGUCAGUAACUAAGAGUAACCUGUUCACAUCAGCAUGAUAUCAUUAUUCUUUCUCUCCUAGAAAAUCUUUUAUCGUUUCCCCUUCAAUCUUUAAUGGAUGAUUUCUCUCUCGUUUUAAGUCGAUUUUUUUGCACAGAUAGAUCAGAUUAAAUGUGCUCUUUAAAAUGAUAUCCACUUUGAUAUAUUUUUAGUACAAAAAAUAUUGAAUAUUUUUUUACCAGUCAUUACCAUAUGAUAUGCUCUUAUUUAAUACCAUAUGAUAAGAAAACGUACCAUGAUGG
Molecule: messenger RNA, 3622 nt
Organism: Linum trigynum
Lineage: Eukaryota; Viridiplantae; Streptophyta; Magnoliopsida; Malpighiales; Linaceae
Source: the annotation of a GenBank genome assembly